Molecule: messenger RNA, 570 nt
Organism: Entrophospora sp. SA101
Lineage: Eukaryota; Fungi; Glomeromycota; Glomeromycetes; Entrophosporales; Entrophosporaceae
Source: the annotation of a GenBank genome assembly
AUGGGUGACUUUAAUGCCAUCAUUAACCUAAACAUAGAUAAAACACCACCAUCAAAAAAGAAUAACAACAAGUCAAACCUCAUUGAAUUCCUAAUUGACAAAAAUUACAUAGACACCCAAAAAUACGCAUUUGACAAACACACUGAACACACAUGGCAAAGAAAUGCUAGCAGCAGUAGAAUUGACUUUAUUUGGGUAGAUAACAAUAUAUUUGAUAAAAUAACAAAAAUUAAUAAACCUUAUAUUCCCAACUACAAAACAGAUCAUAAAUGCCUAAGCAUAGAUUUAAACAUAAAAAUUAAAAAUUGGAAGACAACAUCAAACAUAGAAAGAUAUGUUUACAAUUGGGAAAAUACCAAACAAAUUAACAAUUAUAAAAAGAAAACCAACAAACUUGCUGCAAAAAUCAAUGAAAAUAAAUCCAUACUAAACAAUAUAGAAUCUCUGUGGUCCCUGAUAAAAUACAACUUGAUCAAAGCAAGUGACAAAAAAAUCACAAAAACAAAAAUAACAAAUUAUAAAAACACUAAUAACCAAAUUAAAAAUAUUCAAAAACAUCAAAAAUCUUAA